CUCUCCGUCGUCGGUCAGGGGUUUCUUCCCCCGAAGAAAGAAGAAGAAGAAGAAGAAGAAGAAGAAGAAGAAGGCCAGUUCUGCUUCUGCUGAGCGAAGUCGCAGAAGAGAUUCCAUGGCGGAGGAGGAGGAGGAGACGGAGAAGAAGGGCGACGGCGGCGCUCGCCCGUGGCAGUCUUACCACACCGUCUACACCAACGCCAAGGCCGGUAUGGAGGGGGUGGAUAAGGAGAAGGUGCAAAGGGUCGUGUACGAGAUGAGCAAAGGGUCCAAGUAUUUCGAGAACGAGGAGCGGAAGGAGGCUUUCAUAAGGCAGAAGAUAGAGAGGAUGCGCGCUCGGAGCAUGAAGCUCACCGCCGCGGAGUUGGCUCACUAUCAGACGGUGGCUGACAAAAGAAUUCUAGAACUGGAAGCUACACGAGACCUUUCAAGGGUCUGGCUGCACGUAGAUAUGGAUGCUUUUUAUGCAGCUGUUGAAACAUUAAGCGAUCCUUCUUUAAAAGGGAGACCAAUGGCUGUUGGCGGCAUGUCUAUGAUCUCAACUGCUAACUAUGAGGCAAGGCGAUUUGGGGUUCGUGCAGCAAUGCCUGGUUUUAUUGCACGUAAAUUAUGUCCGGAUUUAAUUUUCGUUCCAAUAGAUUUCGAAAAGUAUACUUAUUGCAGUGAUUUAACUCGAAAAGUGUUCCAGAGGUAUGAUCCCAACUUUAUUGCUGCUAGUUUGGAUGAAGCUUACCUUGAUAUAACUGAGGUCUGCAAGGAAAGAGGUGUCUCUUGUGGAGAAGUUGCUGAAGAACUUAGAAAUACUGUGUUUGAGGAGACUGGCCUUACUUGUAGUGCUGGAGUUGCUGCAAACCGCUUGCUUGCUAAGGUUUGCUCUGAUAUAAACAAGCCAAAUGGACAAUUUGUCUUGCCUAAUGACCGUCUGGCUGUCAUGACAUUUAUUUCCUCACUUCCUAUCCGAAAGAUUGGAGGCAUUGGUAAGGUUACGGAGUGUAUCUUAACAGAUGUAUUAGGUAUUAGUACCUGUGAGGAGAUGCUGCAAAAGGGAGGGUACCUUUGUUCUCUUUUUUCUCGCUCCUCAGCUGUUGUGUUGUCUUUUAGUAGUAUCAACAAUUUGGAAGUUCUUACAGACUUUUUUCUCUCCGUGGGGCUUGGUCUUGGGGAGACGGAUCCUCCACAAAUGAGGCUGCGAAAGAGUAUCAGUAAUGAGAGAACAUUUCAAGCCACAGACAAUGAGGCUUUGCUUUAUCAAAAGUUAGAUGAACUUGCAGAGCUACUUUCUAGUGAUAUGCAAAAGGAAGGUCUUCAUGGCCGGACAUUAACUCUUAAACUGAAAACUUCAUCUUUUGAGGUUCGAACCAGAGCUUUAACUCUACAGAAUUACAUAUCCUCACGGGACGAUAUCUAUAAAUAUGCAUCGAAGCUUCUGAAGGCUGAACUUCCCAUAUCUUUAAGACUGAUAGGACUUAGGGUGUCUCAGUUUAAAGAAGAUAAGGUGGGCGCUCCAUCUGAUCCAACACAGAAAACUCUUCUGAGCUUCAUGUCAGCAGAUGCUUCUGGAAAUUUUAUUAAAGGACAGAGCUCAUUGGGAUCAGAAACUAGCAAUACUCUCUUCAUGAAUGACUUGGGAGACGAUAUUUCUGUGGAGACUCAUGAGAUGAUCGAUGGUGAAAGUGAGAAUCCAUUGGACCGAAAUGAUUCAUCUGAUCCAAAAAAGAACUGCACUUUGAUUGAAUUUGCUGGCAAAACCGAGGGAAUGCAUGGACAUAUAGAGGGCUCUACCAUGGAUAAGAUAGAUGCCCCUAUAGAGAAGAGCGACCCAAAAUCUAAUCAACUCGAAAAAUCUUACGGAAGGGGACUGGAUUCUUCUAUACCUCAUGAGACUGAGAUUAGCAGCUGCCUAAAUCAGAAGGAUAAUGAUGAUUAUCUGCUCCAAGGUGAAACAUCAUCCGGACAAGAAGAGCAGAUUUUGUGGAUGAAUGACUACGAGUGUUCACUUUGUGGUAUAGAAUUGCCAUCAUCUUUUGUAGAGGAAAGGCAAGAACAUGCGGACUUUCAUCUUGCAGAGAGACUUCAGAAAAAGGAAUCAGGCAUGGAUUCAAGAACACUCAUCGCAGGGAAAAGGUCGCCACGGACGCGGACCGGAAGCAGAAAUAAACAUAAGAAGCGCAGGUCGUCGCCUUCAUACGGACAUCUUCCGAUAGAUGUGUUCUUUGGGAAGAUUAAUCAGAAACCCUAGAGAUCAUUCUUUUUGCACUUUGAUUCUUCUUCUAUGUAUAGUUUUCUUUGCUAAAGCUGAGAUCAGUUCUUUGUAGAAACGUUAGAUAUGUACCAUACACUCCUAGAAUACGGUUGUGUGUAGGUUUAAGUUGUAUGGGCCAUUGGGGUUGAUAUUUGCUUGUACCAAUAUCAUCGGCUUUUCCCCCCCUCAACUAUAUUGUAUUAAAUACUGAUGUUGUCAUAUCAAAUAAUUACUUCAAUAGCAAUUCAG
Syzygium oleosum is the source of this 2491-nucleotide messenger RNA. RefSeq names its product DNA polymerase kappa. The coding region runs from base 116 to 2239 and encodes 707 amino acids. Gene Ontology annotation, cellular component: nucleus. Lineage: Eukaryota; Viridiplantae; Streptophyta; Magnoliopsida; Myrtales; Myrtaceae. The transcript is spliced from 14 exons. Gene Ontology annotation, biological process: error-prone translesion synthesis. The record is from RefSeq and is a predicted model, not a curated record. Gene Ontology annotation, molecular function: damaged DNA binding; DNA-directed DNA polymerase activity.